Messenger RNA from Parnassius apollo (apollo), 3897 nucleotides. Lineage: Eukaryota; Metazoa; Arthropoda; Insecta; Lepidoptera; Papilionidae. The record is from the annotation of a GenBank genome assembly.
AUGUAUAAUGGCAUUGGAUUAACAACUCCGAGAGGAUCAGGAACUAAUGGCUAUGUUCAAAGAAAUUGGGCCACGGUGAGGAAAACCAAGGAUUCUGUGAAUUAUCGGACUGAAGAAGAGAUUGCAAAGUUGGAUUCAUCAUCAAACAAGCAGCCUAACCGUGAAAUACUUGAUCAUGAAAGGAAGAGGAAGAUUGAAGUAAAAUGUGCAGAGCUUGAGGAUAGCCUGGAAGAACAGGGGUUGCCAAAGGAAGAGAUAGCGGCGCGUGUUGCCGCCUUCAGAGCGAAGCUUUCUGAAUCGAGCAGUGGAGACAAAGACGUGCCCAGGGACGAAUUUGGAAGGGUAACCGUUCGCGAAACGCACGCAGUCGCUGAAGCGCAACAAGAGAAGAACGCAAGGCUCCGAGAUGCGUUUGGUAUAUCGCCGAGGUUCGUGGAGGGGACCAGCUUGGACCCAGAGCGUCGCGCAAGGGAGGAGGCGAAGCGAUAUCCGCUUGUGAGAACACCUAGUCACGAAAAAGAAGAACGGGAUACGCAUGUGUCAAAAAAGAAAAAGAAACGAAGUGCAUCGCCAGAGUCAAAGAAAUCUAAGAAGAAAAAGUCCAAGAAGAAUAAGAAAGAGAAACAGGUGACACUUCAAUUGACAAAAAGUCAAAGAAAAAUGUUGUGGAAGUACAUGUGUAGACAAGAAACCAGCAAGAAGAAGAAGAAACGCUCGAAGUCUCCAAAUUCCGACAGCUCGGGCAGUUCCGAUGCCGGCCAAGACAGUGAUUCCGCUAGCACUGAGGAUGAAAAGCAGAAGAAAAAGAAAAAGAAGAAGUCGAGUGUCCGACGUCGAGCAAGCAGUGAGCGAUCCAGCCGCGCGAGUUCUCCAGUAAAUGAAGCGAAAGAUGGACACAAAGAACGCAGAAAGGAGCUCAAAAUGGACAAUGCAAAGGGUAAAAGGAAAGAAAGCGAACGCGAUGAAACACGAUCACACAGUCGUUACCCGGAAGCGACUAGGAAUUCAAGAGCUGAUGAAUCAAGAAGGCGCGAAGACCGCAGCUUGUCUAAUGAAAACCGAAGGCAAUCACCGGAAUACAGACAAAAAUCCCACGUCACCAAAAUUGCUAACAAAAAGCGCGAACCCUCUCGAGACAAUACCGAAAGAGCUAAACCAUCAAAACGCGAUCGUCCAAAAUCUGUUUCAGAUUCUGAUGAAGAACCAACCCCUAGAAACAAAGUGGAUAAAAGAGAUAAAAAACAAUACCAAAGAGAAAUUAGCGAGUCCCCGCCGCCUUCUAAAAGGAAGAGAAAAAGUCCUUCCAUUGAGAACCGAAGAAAUGACGCGUAUCAUAAAUACGCUCAUCACGAUAGUGACAGACUCCGAAGGGAGGAUUCUCGAGACGAAAUCAAGUUGCACCGGAGAAGUAAAUCGCGAGAGUACAGAAAUAAUAGAAGACAGGAAGACAGUAUCGGAAGAAAUAAAGAUGAAAUAUAUAACAGUAAGAAAUAUAACGACAGACGAGAACCAUCAAGACAUAGAGACAGUUACGAGGAACAGCUGAGGACCAAGAAAACUAGGGCUAGCCCUAGAGUCCAACGAGAUUCAUCCCCUGAAUGCUAUGAUCCUCCACAAAAUAAAGAUAAGAGAAUAAAGCCUGUAUCUAAAGAGCCAGAACGAUAUUACAAAAAUUUUAAAUCCGCAAAACGAUCAUCCUCAUUGGAGUCGGAACCAGAGUCGCCACCUACACAAAGGCCAGAGAAAGUAGUGCAAAGUAAACUUCGAUAUUAUAAAGAUAGAAGUGUGUCGCCGCUCGUUAGAGAAAAGAGCAGAAUUAGUCCAUCGCCUGUACGUAGAAGACAUGAUUCGUCAUCAGUAAAAAGACAAAGUUCCCCAUCACCAAAAAGGUAUAAUUCGUCACCGUUGAGACGCGAUUCGCCACAACCAAGAAGACGUGGUUCGUCGCACUCAAGAAAACGCGAUGAAUCACCGAGUAAAAGACGCGAUUCGCCGAUAAGAAGGCGCGAUUCCUCACCGCUAAGGCGCGAUUUGUCGCCUCUAAGAAGGCGCGAUUCGUCGCCUGUAAGGCGUGAUUUGUCGCCUCUAAGAAGGCGCGAUUCGUCGCCUGUAAGGCGUGAUUUGUCGCCUCUAAGAAGUCGCGAUUCGUCGCCUCUAAGGCGCGAUUUGUCGCCUCUAAGAAAGCGCGAUUCGUCGCCUCUAAGAAGGCGCGAUUCGUCGCCAGUAAGAGGACGCAAUUCGUUACCGCUAAACAGGGAUGAUUCUUCGUCACCACGAAGGCGUGGUUCAUCACCGUUCAGAAGACGAGAUUCGUCGCCGCCAAGAAAGCGCGGUACUUCUCUACACCGAAAACACGAAUCAUCACCAAGAAGGCGCGAUAGAUCACCAUCACGAAGGCAUGAAUCUUCCCCACCUAGAAAACAGUCUUCACCACCACCGAAAAGUAGAGAAGAUAAAUAUAAAGCACUGUCCAAACCCGUAGACAAACGUGGUAACAGCCGGUCUAAGAGAAAGUCUCCAACUCCCGAUGAAAGGCACAGCCAUAAUAAUCAAAGUAGGUCUAGGUCACCAUCACCACCCAAAAAGAGCAGUAUGAAGGGGAAAGAAAAAAGUAACACACCAAUGCGAAAAGGUAGAAAACUGCAAGAAAGACGUUCUUCGUCUCCAAAGAUAGACAACAGAGAUAAACGCGAAAAAGAUCGUAGAGAUUCUCACAAGGACCGAUCGAGAUCGCAUUCGAAGCAAAGAAGCAGAAGCACAUCGAGCCUAAGUUAUUCCCCGGCAAGGCGGAGUCCCGAACGAUACAGAGAUAUAAUUGAAACACUACCAGAAAAAGACAAACGUAAAUACAUCAAAUCUCCAUCAGACUUACAACCUAAAAGAAAGAAGAAUAAAGAGAUUGUUGAAAACUAUAAACCCAAGGCUGUUUGCAUGAGAAGUUCAUCCAGCGAGAACGAAGACUCUGAAGAUGACUUCUUAAGGUUAGAUGAAAGGGCUAGACAGGACGAGUUAGACAUCAAAGAAUUAACCAGGUUAAAAGAGAAACUAGCCCAAAUGGCCAAAGCUUCUAUAGAGAAAAAGAGGACUGACGAUGCUAAUGCUUCUACAUCGCAAGCAAGUAGCGAUGUGAAAUUAGUGGAAGAAAGGACGAGGAAAAUUAGUACCUUAGCAGAAAAGACCAUAGAAAAAUCACUACAACAGAAUCAUAAAAGCCCGGAGAAGUCCAGCCCAGUGAAGGAAAAGAGUCCAGUAAACAUAGAAAGUUCUCCAGAACUAAAGAGAGGGAGAAGUAGAUCCCGAAGUUGGUCGAGAUCCUCGUCGCGUCGUUCUCGUUCACGUUCACGAUCAAAGUCCAGGUCGCGCGAAAGAUCACGAUCCCGUAAGAAAUCUCGCUCUCGUGACAAAUCCCGUUCUCGGGAGAAAUCUCAUUCGCGGGCGAAAUCGCUCUCUCGGGACAAAUCGCAUUCUAGAGGCAAAUCUCACUCCCGAGACAAAUCCAAUUCCCGUGAUAAAUCCCGUUCUCGAGGAAAAUCGUCACGGUCUCGAUCAAGAUCACGUUCGCGAUCAAGAUCGUCGCGUUCAAGGUCCCGGUCUUAUUCUUCUUCAAGGCGAUCACGAUCAAGUCGUUCCAGUUCUUACAGCAGUAGAAGUUCGUCUCGAACUUCACGUAGCUCUUCCAGAUCCACGCGAUCAUCUAGAACAAUGACGGGCGUGUACGCCGAUUACCGUAGAUCGAGCGCCACGCGCGGCCGCACGCGCUCGCGCUCGCCCUCCAUCCCGCGCCGCGCCGGCUCGCCCAGUUUCCUUGAUAGGAGGCGCAUCACGAGGUACGCGGCACCCACGCUCCGCACCUACAGUGCUUUACGUCUUAAUGCAACGGAUUUAGCUCCAUUUUAA